This is a messenger RNA of Osmia lignaria (orchard mason bee), 1651 nucleotides long. RefSeq names its product coiled-coil domain-containing protein 137. Lineage: Eukaryota; Metazoa; Arthropoda; Insecta; Hymenoptera; Megachilidae. Gene Ontology annotation, cellular component: nucleus. The record is from RefSeq and is a predicted model, not a curated record.
AUGUCUCUAGUUGUAAUUUGCUACCUAUACAUCUUUCGAGUUUUAAAUAUUUUUAAUCUUGAAAUGUAGCGUGAUUUGUUGGAGAUAUAAGUGCUGUCUACUAUAUCGUGGGUUUUACUACUGAUUCUAAUGGAGAUGCACAUUUUUCUUUUUUUUUGUGGCUCCUAGAUUCAUUUUACAAAUUUAAAAUCUUGUCAUCAAAUUUUAAUUACUGCGUUUAAUUUAAAGAUAACAUUUUCUAAAUUUCUUCAUUGAUAAUAGGAAAUUUCAAUUUUAAUUUAUUGUUCUUUUGAACGUCAUUGUGCGUCGUGUUUACCGUCGAGCAGACGACACUGUCGACCACGUGAAAGUUGUGUUCCUUUAUUUAUCAAAGAAAAAUGGGUCGAAAAAUUCCUGGAAAAAAGCACCGAGGUGUGAAAGACCCUUUCAAACAGCAGGCAAAGCGAAAAGCAGAGUUAGAAACGAAGAUAAAUGCACCGCCAAAAGAUGCGGACGAUCAAGCUAUACCGAAGAGUUUAGAAAAAAUAGUGAGAUUGAAAGAAGCAGUGAAAUCAGGGAAGAUAACUAAAGUAAAGAACAAGAAAAAGAAAAGAAAGAAUGCUCUUAUAUCUGUCGGCGAGCAGAAUUCUAAACUGUCCCAUCCGAAAGCUAAACCGGAUAAGGUUGUUCCUAUAUUUCGACAGAAAGCUGGAGAAAGCAAAGAGCAAUUUUUGCACAGAGUUGACAGGGAUACUCAUGCUUUUCUCAAGGAAACUCAAUUUGAAAAGAAGUAUGGUGUCCUAGUAAAUAGGAAUCCAAAAACAGGGAACAUCGAAGGAGUUACAAAGUGUAGCAAAGAUGAAUUGGACAACAUUAAAAAGUUAAAAGUAAAAGAUAAAGAUACCAAGAAAAAGAAGAAGAAGAAAGCUGUUGAUAAGCCUAAAAUGACAAAGGCUCAGAAAAGGAAGGAAAAAUUGAAAUUGAAAAAAGAAAAACUGAAGGAGGAUGAAGUGGAUGAGUUUGAAAGUUUGAAGGAUGAAGUUGAAUUUGGGGAAAUUGUUCAUGAACCACCACAGAUAAAAGUUAGGCCAAAAAAGGCUGACUCUUUAAGUGCCACCAAGCCUGGCAAGAAAGAUCUCUUGUUACAUUCAGUUCUAAAGAAGAGUAAAGCACCCAAAAUGAAUACUAAGAAAGUUUCUAUAGACAAAUCAGGCAAACGUAAAAAUUUGCCAAUUGGAGAAAGGAGGCAACUGGAAAAGCAGCAAAGCGAUAUUAUAGCAACAUACAGAAAGUUAAAACUACAAAAGUCUGCUGGUUUUGACACCUAGGAUCGGACCUUAAAGAGAGCACAAACGUAAACGAGAGUGGUGAAGAUGAGAGAGAUCCAUCUACUAACAGAGUGUGGAAAUUAACCGAGUGUUGAAGUGAGAGCCGCAUUAACAGCGUGUUAUUAACGUCAUGUAACGAACAACGCGAAAGUAAUCAUGGAGAAGGCCUGCAGCUUACGUUGGAGUAAUCCGAGAGCCACCAAGGACGGUGAAUCGGUGAGAUCGAAAGGCUGACAGUGUCGAGAAACCCCGAAACAACCCCCAAAAAAUUGGAAACAAUCGGUGAGUCAGUGAUUCGAAUCGAAGAGACUUUGUUCGCGAUUCGCGAGCGACAUUCCAAAAUU